AGACAAAUGAAGAGGCUGGAGAGAACGAGGGAGGACCAGUGAGAAAACCAGUGUGAAUCACAUCAUGACAAGCAGGGAGGCGUGGUGCAGAGGGUGGGGUUAAGCUCAGGCUUGGCACCAGUCCAAGCCCAUCUGUGCUCUAUAAGAGGAGCCCAGUCCUCCCAGCUUCACAGCCACUCGGGAAAACCUAUCUACCUACUGUGCCUGUCUUCUAAUAGUCUCAUCAGCCUCUAGCAAGAAAACAUGGGAAGACACAAGGUGUUUUUGGACAAACUGUCCCGGUCCUUCCAGGUCCGUAACCUGCUGCUUCGUCAGGCCAUGGCAGAGUGUCUUGGCACGCUCAUUCUUGUGAUGUUUGGCUGUGGUUCCGUGGCCCAGCUGGUGUUGAGCGGUGGUUCCCAUGGAAUGUUCCUCACUGUCAACUUUGCCUUUGGCUUUGCUGCCACCUUGGGCAUCCUGGUCUGUGGCCAGGUAUCAGGUGGCCAUCUGAACCCUGCAGUGACCUUUGCCCUGUGCCUGCUUGGAAGAGAGCGGUGGAGAAAGUUCCCCAUGUACUUCCUCUUUCAGACAAUCGGUGCUUUUUUUGGUUCUGCUAUAAUUUUUGCCAUGUACUACGAUGCCCUGUGGGACCAUCCUGGAAGUUUCAAUGUUACUGGGCCUAAUGCCACAGCUGGCAUCUUUGCUACCUACCCUGCAAAUCAUCUCACCAUUGUCAAUGGCUUCUUCGAUCAGUUAAUUGGCACAGCAGCGCUGAUAGUUUGUAUUCUGGCUAUUGUGGAUCCAUACAACAACCCCAUUCCCCAAGGGCUUGAGGCCUUCACUGUGGGAUUUGUGGUCCUGGUCAUUGGAUUGUCUAUGGGAUUUAACUCUGGCUAUGCUGUCAAUCCUGCCAGAGACCUCGGACCACGUCUUUUCACCGCUAUGGCAGGGUGGGGCAGCGAAGUUUUCACCGUUAGAAAUGGCUGGUUCCUGGUGCCCAUUUUUGCCCCAUUCCUUGGCACCAUCAUCGGUGUGAUAAUCUACCAACUGAUGGUUGGCUUCCAUGUGGAGGGAGAAGCACGUGACAAGAAGAGCAGAGCGCAGGAGAAUGUCCGACUCACCAAUGUCACUGCCAAUGACAACUCCAAAGAGGCUACCAAAGAAGUGCACUGAGUGUGUUUGAGACAUUCAGCUAUACACUCUAACACAUGCACAUUCUGUAAAUACCAACACACACCAGCAUUUUCCCUUCCAGCCACAUCUUCACAGCUGACAGGAUAUCUCCCACAAUGAUUGUAUUAUAAUUAUAUUGUAGAGGAACGAUUAUAUAGAGGAGAGAAAUGCAAUUUCAGAAAUGCAGAAUUACAUUAAUUCUUUAAAGAGAUGAACAUUUGGAUCUUAGUGUCUAUAAUGCUCCAGUUGGAACAGUAUUGUAUGCUUUAUACCAAUGUAGUUUUAUAUAGCUUUUUUAUAUAGUUUUACAUACUUAUAUACAAUAUAUAUAUAUAUAUAUAUAUUUAGACAAAUGUAUGUCUUUCCCAACCAAUUUCUAUGUAUUUUUUCAGUCCAGAACCCUUCACUGUUAACAUAUGAAUUCAAGAAAAUUGUCAGGAAAUUGGGAAAUUAAAAUUUCAAACUUCAACCUUAAAGUUAAAAUAUCUGUCAGGGAAUAUGUGCUUGAGAAGAAUAUUGUACAUUUUAAGUACAGUAAGUGAAAUGAUGCUAUCUAUAUAGACUAUGUCAACAUCAACUCUGUUGUUUAUAGAUGAGAGAUGGCGGUGAAGCUACAUCCUUCCCACAACAUUCUUCACUUUACCACUGCCAUCUGAGAGCAGCUAUAUUAAAGCUGCUGUCUUUUUAUAUACACUCUCUUUGCCCUGUAAAAGUCCAAACCAGCAAUUCUUAAACAAGCUGACAAUCACCAGCUAGAAAACAUCAUGAACUAAAUGUUAUCAGAAGCUAUUGUAGUGUGUGUUUCAUGCUUGAAAAUAUCAGAUGUGUUAACAAAUGAAAAUUAUCUUCUUCUGUGUACAGCACCAUAUUAACUAUCUGUCUUAAAACUGUUAUGUUCAUUUAUGCCUGUUGAUAUAUUUGUACCUUGUGUAUGACUCCCAUGGUUAGGUGUUAAGCUGGACUGUGAUCACCUUGAUAUUUUGUAUGUAGGUGGAUGGGAAAUGCCUUUGUACUGAUACAAUAAAGUUUUAUUUUUUAUCGUUGCAUGAACGUGGAUCAUGUUA
Messenger RNA from Siniperca chuatsi (mandarin fish), 2216 nucleotides. RefSeq names its product aquaporin 3a (gene aqp3a). Gene Ontology annotation, biological process: water transport; glycerol transmembrane transport. NCBI's taxonomy places the organism in Eukaryota, Metazoa, Chordata, Actinopteri, Centrarchiformes, Sinipercidae. Gene Ontology annotation, molecular function: urea transmembrane transporter activity; water channel activity; glycerol channel activity. The record is from RefSeq and is a predicted model, not a curated record. Bases 244 to 1152 code for a protein of 302 amino acids. The transcript is spliced from 7 exons. Gene Ontology annotation, cellular component: basolateral plasma membrane; plasma membrane.